Molecule: messenger RNA, 297 nt
Organism: Macrosiphum euphorbiae (potato aphid)
Lineage: Eukaryota; Metazoa; Arthropoda; Insecta; Hemiptera; Aphididae
Source: the annotation of a GenBank genome assembly
AUGGUAACAAGUAACAACAACAACAACGCUAUUCUAUCACGGAACGACAGCGGUGCACCACACAGUGCACACACUACACAGGCACCACCUCCACAGACCGCACUUCUCCUCCACCGUUUCGUCCAUGAGAUCGACGGCGGCGACAACGGGCGAGCGAUAAGGAAACGGCGUCCGGCGAAACAAAACGGCGAUUCGCAUAACCUCACUCCGCAGUCUGCACCAUCACAUAAUACGUUUAUGCUCCGCACCGUCCACAACGGCAGCGUUGCAGCAGCCCAGGACGCCCAGCCGACCUGA